Molecule: messenger RNA, 708 nt
Organism: Aureobasidium subglaciale EXF-2481
Lineage: Eukaryota; Fungi; Ascomycota; Dothideomycetes; Dothideales; Saccotheciaceae
Exons: 1
Coding region: 1-708 (235 amino acids)
Source: RefSeq, a predicted model, not a curated record
AUGGUCUUCGGCAUCCUCACCGCUGUAGCGGCCUGCUCAGCUAUCAUUGGUACAACCGAAGCAAUAAAACAAGGCCAACGAAACAAUACCCGCGAAGAACAUCGAGGCCGGAAAUCAAAUCUUACAAUCACCUUGCCCGUCAGAAAUGCCUACAGUGCACAAUUCGACGGUGCUUUGGUGGUGCUCAAGAAUAAUAAAUUAUGCAUCGAUACCGAGCACAGUAGACUUGGAGCACAUAGAUUUCACCCUUUCUCUGGCUAUUAUCUACCAGUGCCUUGGAUAGGGAUUGCUUGGAAAAAGGCUGGAUUUAGACAUGGAGAGGGAAUGGUCACCACGAUCAGCGAUGAUCCACCGUUUCUGAACUGGGUGUAUCUGGACAGGGAUACUUAUGAGGUCAAGUAUGGUAUUCGUGUUGAAGCCGAACCUCAUCUUGUAGGGCCUUGGGAUUGUACACCUAUUGACAGACGAUUGAUCUUCAAUGGAUGGGAGGGCUUUGUCAUCGUACAGGAAGAUGAGGAGAGUGAUCUUUGGGCACUCUACUUUGAUCGCGAUGACGAUGGAUUGAGGGGAGAAGAGAAAAUGGGCACGCAAGGGAAAAGGAUGCUUCUGGUUGAGGCUUCAAGAAAGGAAAUGAGGAAGACGAAGAUGACGUCUGAUGAAGAACGAGUCUCACGCAUCCGAGCGCAGGCAGAGAAGGAGAAGAAGUAA